Messenger RNA from Monascus purpureus, 1211 nucleotides. NCBI's taxonomy places the organism in Eukaryota, Fungi, Ascomycota, Eurotiomycetes, Eurotiales, Aspergillaceae. The record is from the annotation of a GenBank genome assembly.
GCUUUCUCCGCACUCCUUCCAUUUUCAUCUUCAUUACAUCGUGGUAACCGUCAGCGCACGAUGACAUCGAUACGCCCAGCGGACCUUCAGUCCUUCUCGGAGUACUUGAAGGGAUGUAAUCGCAUUCUUGCACUCUUAGGAGCCGGGAUCUCUGCACCCUCUGGCCUUCCGACUUUUCGGGGAGUUGGUGGCCUUUGGCGAUCGCACGAAGCUGAAGAUUUGGCGACACCAGAAGCUUUCGAGGAGAACCCAGACCUAGUAUGGCAAUUCUACAGCUAUCGGAGACAUAUGGCUUUGAAAGCGAAGCCAAACAGGGCACACUAUGCGCUUGCAGAGCUUGCAAGAAGAAACAAGGAUUUUAUCACGCUGAGCCAGAACGUCGAUGGUCUUUCACAGCGCGCAAACCAUCCAUCAAACCAGCUCCACCUGCUUCACGGCUCGCUCUUCAAUGUCAAAUGUACAUCAUUUGAUUGCGACUACUCGCGAGAGGAUUUUACCGAUCCAAUAGUACCGGCAUUGGCAAUUCCUCGAGGCGUCCCAGAGCCCAAACCUUCAGCAACAGAUAAUACAGGAGAACAAGCAACAAAUUCAUUAUACAAUGCACUAGGGAUAAAUGACAAGGAGUCGGAACAGGAAGCAGAUAUUUCUGAUGAACGCGUGCCAUUGGCUCCGCUAAGUCGCAGCGAGCUCCCGCAAUGCCCAAAAUGCAAAGAUGGCCUUCUCCGACCGGGCGUUGUAUGGUUUGGGGAACCUCUCCCAUCCCAAACAAUCCGCGCUGUGGACAAAUGGAUACAUUCCGCACCCAAAAUUGACCUAGUAUUGGUCAUCGGUACAAGCGCCAAGGUCUAUCCAGCUGCAGGGUAUGUAGAUGUGGCUCGAAGAUUCGGUGCCAAAGUUGCGGUGGUCAACAUGGAUCCCAAUGAUGUCCCUCGUGGUGCCGGUAGUCUAGGGUCCAACGGUUGGUUUUUCAAUGGUGAUGCGGGUGUCAUUGUUCCACAGAUUUUGAAAAGCGUCAUUGGCGAUAUUUAAUGAUUCAUUUCAGGGGAGACGAUAUUGCUUUAGAGUAUAAAUAUAAUUUGGACCAUGAUUGCCGUUGGCAGAGCUCUUAAUCCGUUGGGAAUAUAUGUACGGAGCAUGCUGUCUUCUUCUCUGUCCGAUCUACUGGGAGCUAUUUUUUGAGAUACAUGGGAACACUUUGUCAAAUAUAGAUC